AUGGUCCACUCUCAUAAUCCUCAAACGACUACAGCAAGUCUAGGAAGAUCAAUCGUUGCUCCUCCUAUCAUGCCAAUGAACUCUUUCGGUGGAAACCCUUUCAACAUGAUGAAUGGACAUCAGAAAAUUCCACAGAAUCCAUAUAGUUUCACAUCUUACACCGAUGGAAGCUCAACCGCAACUUAUGGGGCCAAUUACAUUCAGCCACGACCUUUUCCUCGCAUGAUGCAAUCUUUUUCUCAUUCUCAAAGAGAGGCACAUUAUAACGGAAGCAAUCACCAAGGAUUCAUUGAAAGCACUCCCCACCAUCAAAGUCCUCCCAUCAAGCCCGAACCGUUAUGGACAACACCUGCCAAUCGCCAGUUACCACCCCAAAGUCAAACAACGCCACCGCCCAGCAAAACCAUAACUCCUCUUCCUCCGACUGGUUCUGAUGAAGCACACAUCGGAAGCACAGCAGUAGAUAGACUCAUGAAGGUCAUUCAAGACAUAACAAAAACUUCACAAUCACAGUCACCCUCUGAUAUUCAGGAUUCCAUGAAUCAAAGUUUCUUUGCACAUGACGAAGAAGACAAGCACAUGCUCACAUCUGGUAAGGCUCAGGAUAAAUCAAGACGCUCGAAGACUGCCAAGAAUAUCUAUCGAUGCACCUUUCCAAACUGCACGUCGAGUUCUGCACAGAGAUCCCAACUGGUUAUUCAUUUUCGCAAACAUACCGGCGACAAACCAUAUCCGUGUGAACAUCCCUCCUGCGGUCUAUACUUCUCCCAACCUGGCAACCUGAAGACGCACGAGCAACGUCACACUGGCGAACGACGCUUCCAAUGCGAAAUAUGCAAAAAACGUUUCGGUCAACGCAGUAACUUGAGUGCCCACAAAAUCGUUCACACAGGUAUCAAACCUUAUCCGUGUAAAAUCGACAAUUGCCACAAAAGCUUCACACAACGCGGUAACCUCAAAGCCCACCACAACAAAUUCCACAAAGAAACCAUCGAAACCCUCGUCUCCAAACUCCAAAGCGGCGAAAUAGACCUCGAAGCCAACAAGGAAUUCUGGUCUUACUUCUUCACUCUUUACAAGAAUAGCAAUAAAGGUAUCAAAGGCCGCGGCAAGGAUCGAAACAUCAGUCCCUCAAGUCGCUCUUGCAAGAAUCGUCUUGCGAGUAGGGGGUCUAGUGCGAGUCGCUAUGUUGAGAGCGGCUUGCGCAAUUGUCAUGGGAUGUAUGACUCAGAUGACCGUUUGAGUUUGAGGAGUGAGGUAAUGGGUAUGAGUGGUGUGAUGAGUGGGGGAGUGAGUGUAGAUGGGAAUUUUUGCUCGGUGUCGACGGAUGGGAUGGGGAUGGGGAUGGAGAUGGGGACGUCGUCUAGUUGUUCGAGUACGAGUGAGAAUGGGAGUGUGAAUGGAAAUGGAAAUGUGAAUUGGAAUGCAAACCGUGGGUUGGUGUUUAGAGAUCGCUUGUAUUAG
This is a messenger RNA of Sclerotinia borealis F-4128, 1464 nucleotides long. NCBI's taxonomy places the organism in Eukaryota, Fungi, Ascomycota, Leotiomycetes, Helotiales, Sclerotiniaceae. The record is from the annotation of a GenBank genome assembly.